UGUGAUAUAUUUUAUGACGUGAACACAGAUAUCUAUGUUUUGUUCCCCUGGAUUUAAUAGAUUGCGUGAAUUGAAUUGUGAGGUCACUUAGGCCCAGUUGCGACUUUAACUGGCAUCCACAUGAGACCCUUGGUGAGAAAAUAGGACCAAAAAAUAAAAAUAUUCUACAUAUAAACCAUUACACUUCUAGCAUCAGAUCAGUUUUCAGAACUGUGCCAUUUGAAUAUAUCUUGAAUAGGAUUUCUCCUUAUUUUAAUCUUUAAGCUGCUUGUUUUUGUGCCUAAGAUGGAGAAGGAAGAAGACAGUACCCGGGAGAUCUUACUCCCUGAUUGGCAAGACAGCUCUCAUGGUAUUACCAUCAAAGAGACGGAUGAAGGUGUCUUCGUGAAGCAGAUCCAACAGGACUCGCCGGUCGCCAAGACAGGAAUUGUGCAGGAAGGAGACCAGAUUGUGAGCGCCACCAUCUAUUUUGACAAUGUGCCCUCAAGGGAGGUCACGGAGCUCCUUAAAAAUGUGGGUCAUCACACAGUGGGCCUGCGGCUACAGAGGAAAGGAGACCGCUCCCCGUUGCCAGGGCAGGCUGGCUCCUACGACGUGUUUGCUCCAAGGAGCCCAGAAGUUGUUUUGAGUGGAGAUGAUGAAGAGUACCAGCGGAUUUACACCACAAAAAUUAAACCUCGCCUUAAGUCAGAAGAUGGCAUAGAAGUUGAGCAUGCAGGAACUCAAAGCAGGACCAUCACAGUCACCAAAAGAGUCACAGCUUACACUGUCGAUGUUACCGGCCAUGAAGGUACCAAAGAGAUUGACAUCAGCAGUCCUGAGUUUAAGAUCAAAAUUCCUAAACAUGAACUUACCCAGAUUUCUAAAGUUGGAAUUGAAUCAGAGCCUGGGAAAACUGUCAUCAAGAUCCCACACGUGGAUUUGCCUGGGAGGCCCAGCUAUGGAAAAGUCUCCCACGAAGGAGGGAAAUUUUAUGAUGUGACAUAUUCUGGACCAACUAUUGACUUACCUUCCAGAACAUUGGAGGCAGGUGUUCCCGAGACCCUUUUGGGGCAGCCAAAGGUGGGGAAAACUGAUAUCCAAGUCUCCAAUGUCAAGGGCAUAGAUCUGAGAGGUCAGACAGACUUUACCAGCCCUGAAAUCAAUGGGAAAACAGGAGAACGGCUGCCAUUCGAUAUCAAAGGUCCUAAAAUGAAAGGGGAAUGGGGAGGCAUUGAAGGCAAAAUGACAAGUCCAGGUCUCGGUGAUGAAAACAAAGGAAAACUUACAUUCCCUGCAAUGAGAAUGCCCAAAUUUGGAAUAUCAUCUCCAGGUGCUGACAUUGACGUUCCUCAAAUGACUGCAACAGCUCCAUCUGUGACAAUCAGAGGCCCAGGAGGGUUUCCAGAGGGCCCCAAAGACGCAAUAACAAGCAGAGGAAUACCAAAACCAGAGUUGGAUAUGGGUGUAAAAGGACUGGAUUUGAAAGGUGGGGUGAAAUCAAAGGUAGAUUUUGAGGCUCCAGACAUUGGACUUGAAGAGAGUGAAGCAAAAUUUAAAAUACCCCACAUGGAUAUUCCUAAAUUUUCUGUUUCAGGCCCUGCAGCAGGUAUCAAUGUUCCAAAAGGAGGGACUGAGAUUAGUGGACAGACACCCAAAAUCUCUAUGUCAGAUAUUGACUUGAACCUUAAAAGUCCCAAAGGAAAAGGAGCUAUAUAUAUUUCAGGGCCAAAGAUUGAAGGGGACUUGAAAGGGCCUAGUAUGAGUAUUGAGGGCCCCAAGGUUGACCUUGGUGGACCAUUAAAAAGUCCAAAUAUCUCAAUGCCCUCAGUGAAAACAACCCCAAUCAAAGUGGCUGGGCCAGACGUUGACGUGAGACUAAAAGGGACAUCAUUAAAGGGUGAUGUGGAUGUUUCUAUGCCCAAAUUGGAAGGUGACCUGAAGGGCCCACAGAUUGACAUCAAGGGCCCCAAAGUGGACAUUGCUGCUCGUGGCGUUGGCAUCAAGAGUUCUUCUGAUCAACUGAAAGGGCCUCAUAUCAAAACUCCACAAAUCUCCAUUCCAGACAUUGACCUAAAUUUGAAGGGCCACAAAGUUAAGGGAGACAUGGGUGUUUCCAUGCCAAGAGUGGAAGGAGAACUGAAAAGCCCAAUUGUGGACAUCAAGGGUCCUAAAAUAGACACUGCAGCUCCAGAUGUUGAUCUUCAUGGGCCUGAACUCAAAAUGCCCAAAUUGAAAAUGCCUAAAUUUGGUGUCCCCAGCUUGAAAGGUGAAGUUCCUGAUCUAGACAUCAGUCUUCCCAAGGGACGUCUUGAUAUUUCAUAUCCUAAGAUGGAUGUUGGCGUACCAGGAUUGGACAUUGAAGCACCAGAAGCCAAAAUUAAAGGUCCCAAAGUCAAGAUGCCAGGAUUACAUGUGGAGGCACCAAAGAUUUCAGUUCCAGAUGUUGACCUGAGCCUGAAAGGGCCAUCAUUAAAAGGUGACAUGGAUGUUUCUGUGCCCAAACUAGAAGGCAGUCUGAAGGGCCCACAGAUAGACCUCAAAGGCCCCAAAGUAGACAUUGCUGCUCCUGACAUUGGCGUCAAAGGUCCUUCAGGUCAACUGAAAGGGCCUCAUAUCAAAACUCCACAAAUCUCCAUUCCAGACAUUGACCUAAAUUUGAAAGGCCCAAAAGUCAAAGGAGACAUGGGUGUUUCCAUGCCAAGAGUGGAAGGAGAACUGAAGGGCCCAACUGUGGACAUCAAGGCUCCUAAAGUAGACAUUGUAGCACCAGAUGUUGACCUUCAUGGGCCUGAACUCAAAAUGCACAAAUUGAAAAUGCCUAAAUUUGGCAUGCCCAGCCUGAAAGGUGAAGUUCCUGUUGUGGACAUCAAUCUUCCCCAGGGCAGUCUUGACAUCUCAGGUCCUAAUGUAGAUAUAAAAGCUCCUGGAUUGGACACUGAGGCACCAAAGAUUUCAGUUCCAGAUUUCGACCUGAGCCUAAAAGGGCCAUCAUUAAAAGGUGACAUGGAUGCUUCUGUGCCCAAACUAGAAGGUGGCCUGAAGGGCCCACAGAUAGACCUCAAAGGCCCCAAAGUGGACAUUGCUGCUCCUGACAUUGGCCUCAGAGGACCUUCAGGUCAACUGAAAGGGCCUCAUAUCAAAACCCCUCAAAUCUCCAUUCCAGAUAUUGACCUAAAUUUGAAAGGCCCAAAAGUCAAGGGGGACAUGGGUGUUUCCAUGCCAAGAGUGGAAGGAGAACUGAAGGGCCCAACUGUGGACAUCAAGGCUCCUAAAGUAGACAUUGUAGCACCAGAUGUUGACCUUCAUGGACCUGAACUCAAAAUGCCCAAAUUGAAAAUGCCUAAAUUUGGUGUGCCCAGCUUGAAAGGUGAAGUUCCUGUUGUGGACAUCAAUCUUCCUCAGGGCAGCCUUGACUUCUCUGCUCCUAAAGUAGAUAUUGCAGCCCCAAGAUUGGACAUUGAAGCACCAAAAGGCAAAAUUAAAGGUCCCAAAGUCAAGAUGCCAGGACUACAUGUGGAGGCACCAAAGGUUUCAGUUCCAGAUGUUGACCUGAGCCUGAAAGGGCCAUCAUUAAAAGGUGACAUGGAUGUUUCUGUGCCCAAACUAGAAGGCAGCCUGAAGGGCCCACAGAUAGACCUCAAAGGCCCCAAAGUGGACAUUGCUGCUCCUGACAUUGGCGUCAAAGGUCCUUCAGGUCAACUGAAAGGGCCUCAUAUCAAAACUCCACAAAUCUCCAUUCCAGACAUUGACCUAAAUUUGAAAGGCCCCAAAGUCAAGGGGGACAUGGGUGUUUCCAUACCAAGAAUGGAAGGAGAACUUAAGGGAGUGGACAUCAAGGCUCCUAAAGUAGACAUUGUAGCACCAGAUGUUGACCUUCAUGGGCCUGAACUCAAAAUGCCCAAAUUGAAAAUGCCUAAAUUUGGUGUGCCCAGCUUGAAACCUGACAUUCCUGGUGUCGACAUCAGUCUUCCCCAGGGCAGUCUUGACAUCUCAGGUCCUAAAGUAGAUAUAAAAGCUCCUGGAUUGGACAUUGAGGUACCAAAGGUUUCAGUUCCAGAUUUUGAUCUGAACCUGAAAGGGCCAUCAUUAAAGGGUGAUAUGGAUGUUUCUGUGCCAAAAGUAGGUGACCUGAAAGGCCCACAAAUAGACAUCAAAGGCCCCAAAGUGGACAUUGCUGCUCCUGACAUUGGCCUCAGAGGUCCUUCAGGUCAACUGAAAGGGCCUCAUAUCAAAACUCCACAAAUCUCCAUUCCAGACAUUGACCUAAAUUUGAAAGGCCCAAAAGUCAAGGGGGACAUGGGUGUUUCCAUGCCAAGAGUGAAAGGAGAACUGAAGAGCCCAGCUGUGGACAUUGUAGCACCAGAUGUUGACCUUCAUGGGCCUGAACUUAAAAUGCCCAAAUUGAAAAUGCCUAAAUUUGGUAUGCCCAGCUUGAAAGGUGAAGUUCCUGAUGUCGACAUCAAUCUUUCCCAGGGCAGCCUUGACUUCUCUGGUCCUAAAGUAGCUAUUGCAGCCCCAAGAUUGGACAUUGAAGCACCAGAAGGCAAAAUUAAAGGUCCCAAAGUCAAGAUGCCAGAAAUGCAUAUUAAAGGUCCUAAAAUCUCCAUGCCAGACACUGAUUUGAAUCUAAAGGGGCCCAAACUCACAGGAGAUGUUUGUAUUCCAAAAUUAGAAGCUGACAUAAAAGGUCCAGAAAUUGAUAUCAAAAGUCCAAAACUAGAUAUUGAAGCUCCAGAUGUUGAUCUACAUGGACCAGAAGGGAAACUGAAGAUGCCAAAAUUCAAAAUGCCUAAGUUUGGAAUACCCAGCUUCAAAGGAGAAGGUCCUGAUAUGGAUUUAAAUCUGCCCAAAGCAGAGCUUGAUGUUUCCGUUCCAACAGUUGAUGUAGAAGUACCAAGUUUGGACAUUGAAGGCCCAGAAGGAAAACUAAAAGGAUCCAAAUUUAAGAUGCCUGAGUUUAAUAUUCAUGCACCAAAGAUAUCAAUGCCAGAUGUUAAUUUGAAUCUAAAAGGGCCAAAAUGGAAAGGGAAUGCAGAUAUUUCUGGACCAAAAAUAGAAGGUGAACUUAAGGGACCCCACAUUGAUAUUGAAGGCCCUAAACUGGAUGUUGAUGUCCCUGAUGUAGAGCUGGAAGGCCCUGAAGGAAAAAUUAAAGGAUCCAAAUUCAAGAUGCCAAAACUGAAUAUUAAAGCUCCCAAAAUCUCCAUGCCAGAUGUAGAUCUAGAUCUCAAAGUCCCCAAAAUGAAGGGUGAAAUGGAUGUAACUGUUCCAAAACUAGAAGGAGAUUUGAAAGGACCGAAUCUUGGUACACCAAAAUUGGAUAUAGACCUUCCAGAUAUUGAACUUGAAGGCCCAGAAGCCAAGUUGAAGAUGCCCAAAAUGAAGCUACCAAAAUUUGGAACACCUGGGUUGAAAGGAGAGGGUACUGAUUUUAAUGUGAGCCUUCCCAAAGGAGAUUUGGAUGUUUCGGGGUCAAAAGUAGAUAUUGAUAUGCCAAGUAUGGAUCUUGAAGGCCCAGAAGGAAAACUGAAAGGUCCGAAGUUUAAAAUGCCUGAAAUGCAUUUCAAAACACCCAAAAUCUCCAUGCCAGAUAUUGACUUGAAUUUGAAAGGUCCAAAAGUGAAAAGUGAUUUAGAUAUUUCUGUUCCAACAUUAGGAGGAGAAUUGAAGGGACCCAGCAUUGAUAUCAAGAGGCCAACAGUACAGCUAAGUGGUCCAGACGCUGAUUUCGAGAGUGAGGGGAAACUAAAAAUGCCAAAAUUGAAGAUGCCAGUUUUUACUGUUUCAAGCCCCAAACUAGAAAGUCCUGAUGCAGAACUAAACUUGCCAAAGGGAGAAAUUGACAUCUCAGGUCCAAAGAUAGAUGUGGAAGUUCCAGAAUUAGAUGUUGAAGGUCCUGAAGGAAAGCUGAAAGGUUCAAAAUUUAAGAUGCCAAAACUGAAUAUCAAAGCACCGAAGAUCUCCAUGCCUGAUGUAGACUUGAACAUCAAAGGACCUGGAGCAAGAGGACAGAUGGAUGUAACUGUACCAAAUAUUGGAGGCAAUCUUGAAGGACCUCAGAUAGAUAUCAAGUCUCCUAAACUGGAUGUGGAAUCACCAGACAUUAGCUUGGAAUAUCCAGAAGGAAAAUUAAAAGGGACGAAGUUCAAGAUGCCUGAAAUGCAUAUCAGAGCUCCAAAGAUCUCAAUGCCAGAUGUGGAUUUGAACCUCAAAGGUCCAAAAUUGAAGGGAGAUGUGGAUGUGUCUGUCCCAAAGCUGGAAGGUAACUUAAAAGGGCCAGAUGUGGAUAUCAGAGGUCCCAAACUGGACAUUGAUGCACCUGAUGUUGAACUUCAUGGACCAGAAGGAAAGUUGAAGAUGCCAAAAUUCAAAAUGCCCAAAUUUGGCAUGCCCAGCUUCAAAGGGGAAGGCCCAGAUGUGGAUGUAAGCUUCCCCAAAGCAGACCUUGAUGUUUCUGUCCCAAAAGUAGAUAUUGAAGCACCAUGUAUGGACAUUGAAGGCCCAGAAGGAAAAGUGAAAGGUCCCAAGUUUAAGAUGCCUGAAAUGCACUUCAAGACACCAAAGAUCUCAAUGCCUGAUAUUGAUCUGAAUCUCAAAGGUCCAAAACUGAAGGGAGAUGUGGAUGUUUCUGUCCCAAAAUUGGAAGGUGACCUAAAAGGGCCAGAUGUGGAUAUCAAAGGUCCCAAAGUGGACAUGGAUGCACCUGAUGUUGAACUUCAUGGACCAGAAGGAAAACUGAAGAUGCCAAAAUUCAGAAUGCCCAAAUUUGGCAUGCCAAGCUUCAAAGGGGAAGGUCCAGACGUGGAUGUAAGCCUUCCUAAAGGAGAUCUUGAUGUUUCUGGUCCAAAAAUUGAAAUCGAAGGACCAAAUUUGGACAUUGAUGGCCCAGAAGGAAAGGUGAAAGGUCCCAAAUUUAAGAUGCCUGAAAUGCACAUCAAAGCUCCAAAGAUCUCCAUGCCAGAUGUCGAUUUGAACCUCAAAGGUCCAAAGCUGAAGGGAGAUGUUGAUGUUUUGGUUCCAAAGCUGGAAGGAGACCUAAAAGGGCCAGAUGUGGAUAUCAAAGGUCCCAAACUGGACAUUGAUGCACCUGAUGUUGAACUUCAUGGACCAGAAGGAAAACUGAAGAUGCCAAAAUUCAAAAUGCCCAAAUUUGGCAUGCCCAGCUUCAAAGGGGAAGGUCCAGAUGUGGAUGUAAGCCUCCCUAAAGGAGAUCUUGAUGUUUCUGGUCCAAAAAUUGAACUUGAAGGGCCAGGUUUAGACAUUGAAGCCCCAGAAGGAAAAAUGAAAGGUCCCAAAUUUAAGAUGCCUGAAAUGCACAUUAAAGCUCCAAAGAUCUCCAUGCCAGAUGUCGAUUUGAACCUCAAAGGUCCAAAGCUGAAGGGAGAUGUUGAUGUUUCUGUUCCAAAGUUGGAAGGUGACCUGAAAGGGCCAGAUGUCGAUAUCAAAGGUCCCAAAUUGGAUAUAGAUGCACCAGAUAUAGAAAUUCAAGGUCCUGAAGGAAAGUGGAAAACUCCAAGGUUUAAGAUGCCUGAAAUGCACAUUAAAGCUCCAAAGUUCUCCAUGCCAGAUGUAGACCUAAACGUCAAAGGUCCAAAACUGAAGGGAGAUGUUGAUAUGUCUAUCCCAAAGCUGCAAGGUGACCUAAAAGGUCCAGAUGUGGAUAUCAAAGGUCCAAAACUGGAUAUUGAUGCACCUGAUAUUGAACUUCAUGGACCAGAAGGAAAGCUGAAGAUGCCAAAAUUCAAAAUGCCCAAAUUUGGCAUGCCCAGCUUCAAAGGGGAAGGUCCAGAUGUGGAUGUAAACCUCCCCAAAGCAGACCUUGAUGUUUCUCUUCCCAAAGUAGACAUUGACGCACCAAGCUUGGACAUUGAAGGCCCAGAAGGAAAAGUGAAAGGUCCCAAAUUUAAGAUGCCUGAAAUGCNAAAGUGGAAAACUCCAAGGUUUAAGAUGCCUGAAAUGCACAUUAAAGCUCCAAAGUUCUCCAUGCCAGAUGUAGACCUAAACGUCAAAGGUCCAAAACUGAAGGGAGAUGUUGAUAUGUCUAUCCCAAAGCUGCAAGGUGACCUAAAAGGUCCAGAUGUGGAUAUCAAAGGUCCGAAACUGGAUAUUGAUGCACCUGAUGUUGAACUUCAUGGACCAGAAGGAAAGCUGAAGAUGCCAAAAUUCAAAAUGCCCAAAUUUGGCAUGCCCAGCUUCAAAGGGGAAGGUCCAGAUGUGGAUGUAAACCUCCCCAAAGCAGACCUUGAUGUUUCUCUUCCCAAAGUAGACAUUGACGCACCAAGCUUGGACAUUGAAGGCCCAGAAGGAAAAGUGAAAGGUCCCAAGUUUAAGAUGCCUGAAAUGCACAUCAAGACACCAAAAAUCUCAAUGCCUGAUAUUGAUCUGAACCUCAAAGGUCCAAAACUAAAGGGAGAUGUGGAUAUGUCUGUUCCAAAGCUGGAAGGUGACCUAAAAGGACCAGAUGUGGAUAUCAAAGGUCCCAAAGUGGACAUUGAUGCACCUGAUGUUGAACUUCAUGGACCAGAAGGAAAAUUGAAGAUGCCAAAAUUCAGAAUGCCCAAAUUUGGCAUGCCCAGAUUCAAAGGGGAAGGCCCUGAUGUGGAUGUAAGCCUCCCCAAAGCAGACCUUGAUGUUUCUCUCCCCAAAGUAGACAUUGAAGCACCAAAUCUGGACAUUGAAGGCCCAGAAGGAAAAGUGAAAGGUCCCAGGUUUAAGAUGCCUGAAAUGCACUUCAAGACACCAAAGAUCUCAAUGCCUGAUAUUGAUCUGAACCUCAAAGGUCCAAAACUGAAGGGAGAUGUGGAUGUUUCUGUCCCAAAAUUGGAAGGUGACCUAAAAGGGCCAGAUGUGGAUAUCAAAGGUCCCAAAGUGGACAUGGAUGCACCUGAUGUUGAACUUCAUGGACCAGAAGGAAAGCUGAAGAUGCCAAAAUUCAAUAUGCCCAAAUUUGGCAUGCCCAGCUUCAAAGGGGAAGGCCCAGAUGUGGAUGUAAGCUUCCCCAAAGCAGACCUUGAUGUUUCUGUCCCAAAAGUAGAUAUUGAAGCACCAUGUAUGGACAUUGAAGGCCCAGAAGGAAAAGUGAAAGGUCCCAAGUUUAAGAUGCCUGAAAUGCACUUCAAGACACCAAAGAUCUCAAUGCCUGAUAUUGAUCUGAACCUCAAAGGUCCAAAACUGAAGGGAGAUGUGGAUGUUUCUGUCCCAAAAUUGGAAGGUGGCCUAAAAGGUCCAGAUGUGGAUAUCAAAGGUCCCAAAGUGGACAUUGAUGCACCUGACAUUGAACUUCAUGGACCAGAAGGAAAGCUGAAGAUGCCAAAAUUCAAGAUGCCCAGGUUUGGCAUGCCCGGCUUCAAAGGGGAAGGCCCAGANGACCCUGAUAUAAGUGUGGAAGUACCAGAGGGAAAGAUAAAAGGUCCUAAAUUUAAGAUGCCUGAAAUGCACAUCAAAGCUCCAAAGAUCUCCAUGCCAGAUAUAGACUUGAACCUCAAAGGUCCAAAACUGAAGGGAGAUGUUGAUGUUUCUGUUCCCAAACUGGAAGGUGACCUGAAAGGUCCAGAUGUGGAUAUCAAGGGUCCCAGGGUGGAUAUUGAUGCACCUGAUGUAGACAUUGAAGGUCCUGAAGGAAAGUGGAAAGGUCCGAAGUUUAAGAUGCCUGAAAUGCACAUCAAAGCUCCCAAAAUCUCCAUGCCAGAUUUUGACUUUAACUUGAAAGGACCCAAAGUGAAAGGAGAUGUGGAUGUCUCAGUACCGAGCUUAGAGGGUGAUCUGAAGGGCCCUGCCCUUGACAUCAAAGGGCCCAAACUAGACGUUGAUGUUCCAGAAGUUGAUCUUGAAGGACCUGAAGGGAAGUUGAAAGGACCCAAAUUUAAGAUGCCAGAGAUGAAUGUCAAAGCUCCCAAAAUUUCCAUGCCAGAUUUUGAUUUGAAUGUGCGAGGUCCCAAAGUGAGAGGAGAUGUGGAUGUUGCAUUGCCAAAGGUUGAAGCCCCUGAUGUGGACAUUCAAGGCCCCAAAGUGGACAUUGACAUCCCUGAUGUUGACUUGCAUGGUCCAGAAGGUAAAAUCAAGCUGCCCAAAUUUAAAAUGCCCAAGUUUGGAAUGCCUGGAUUUAAAGGAGACGGUCCUUCAGUGGAUGUGACCAUACCCAAGGGAGAAGUGGAUAUAUCUGGUCCCAAACUAGAUAUUGAAACACCUGAUCUGCAAAUCGAACACCCAGAAGGAAAAUUUAAAGGUCCCAAAGUGAAGAUGCCAGAAAUGCAUUUUAAUGUCCCCCAAAUUUCAAUGCCAGAUAUUGAUUUGAAUUUGAAAGGUCCAAAACUUAAAGGAGAUGUAGGAGGUGACAUUAAAGGACCUGAUAUUGCAUUGAAAGGACCUGAUGUUGAACUGGAGGCACCAAAAGUAGACAUUGAAGCAAAACCAAAGAAAUCAAGAUUUAAACUUCCCAAGUUCAAUUUUUCUGGCCCCAAACUUCAUACACCUGAAGUUGAUGUGAAGGUUAAGAAACCAGAUGUCGAUAUCUCAAGACCAAAAGGGGGUGUUCAGAGUCCAGAUGUGGAUAUCCAAGGAAAAGCAAAAGGUACUAAAUUUAAAAUGCCGUCGUUGAAUAUUUCCUCCCCUAAGGUCUCUAUGCCUGAUGUGGAAUUAAAUUUGAAAGGACCUAAAUUAAAAGGAGACCUGAAUGUUUCUGUACCAAGCCUGGAAGGAGAUUUGAAAGGCCCUGAAGUUGACAUCAAAGGCCCCAAGAUGGAUGUUGGUGCACCAGAGGUUGAUCUUCAUGGCCCUGAAGGCAAACUCAAAAUGCCUAAGUUUAAGAUGCCCAAAUUUGGAAUACCAGGCAUCAAAGCAGAAGCUCCUGAUGUGGAUGUAACCCUACCCAAAGCUGAUCUUGACUUGUCAGGCCCCAAAGUGGACAUUGAAGCACCAAGCUUGGACAUUGAAGGCCCAGAAGGAAAAGUGAAAGGUCCCAAAUUUAAGAUGCCUGAAAUGCACUUCAAGACACCAAAGAUCUCAAUGCCUGAUAUUGAUCUGAACCUCAAAGGUCCAAAACUGAAGGGAGAUGUGGAUGUGUCUGUCCCAAAGCUGGAAGGUCCAGAUGUGGAUAUCAAGGGUCCUUCAUUGGAUAUUGAUGCACCUGAUGUAGACAUUGAAGGUCCUGAAGGAAAGUGGAAAGGUCCAAAGUUUAAGAUGCCUGAAAUGCACAUGAAAGCUCCCAAAAUCUCCAUGCCAGAUUUUGACUUUAACUUGAAAGGACCCAAAGUGAAAGGAGAUGUGGAUGUCUCAGUACCGAGCUUGGAGGGUGAUCUGAAGGGCCCUGACCUUGACAUCAAAGGGCCCAAACUAGACGUUGAUAUUCCAGAUGUUGAUCUUGAAGGACCUGAAGGGAAGUUGAAAGGACCCAAAUUUAAAAUGCCAGAGAUGCAUUUUAAGACUCCUAAAAUCUCAAUGCCAGAUGUGGACUUAAACCUGAAAACUCCCAAACUGAAAGGCGACCUGAAUGUCUCAGUUCCAGAGGGUGAUUUGAAAGGCCCAGAAAUUGACAUCAAAGGUCCAAAGCUGGAUAUUGAUGCCCCAGAUAUUGACCUACAUGGUCCAGAAGGAAAACUCAAAAUGCCUAAGUUCAGGAUGCCCAAGUUUGGCAUACCCAGCUUCAAAGGGGAAGGCCCAGAUGUGAAUGUAAGCCUCCCCAAAGCAGACCUUGAUGUUUCUGUCCCCAAAGUUGAACUUGAAGCACCAUGUAUGGAGAUUGAAGGCCCAGAAGGAAAAGUGAAAGGUCCCAAAUUUAAGAUGCCUGAAAUGCACUUCAAGACACCAAAGAUCUCAAUGCCUGAUAUUGAUCUGAACCUCAAAGGUCCAAAACUGAAAGGAGAUGUGGAUAUUUCUGUUCCAAAGGUGGAAGGCCCAGAUGUGGAUAUCAAGGGUCCCAAACUGGACAUUGAUGCACCUGACAUUGAACUUCAUGGACCAGAAGGAAAGCUGAAGAUGCCAAAAUUCAAAAUGCCCAAAUUUGGCAUGCCCAGCUUCAAAGGGGAAGGCCCAGAUGUGGAUGUAAGCUUCCCCAAAGCAGACCUUGAUGUUUCUGUCCCAAAAGUAGAUAUUGAAGCACCAUGUAUGGACAUUGAAGGCCCAGAAGGAAAAGUGAAAGGUCCCAAGUUUAGGAUGCCUGAAAUGCACUUCAAGACACCAAAAAUCUCAAUGCCUGAUAUUGAUCUGAAUCUCAAAGGUCCAAAACUGAAGGGAGAUGUUGAUGUGUCUGUUCCAAAGCUGGAAGGAGACCUCAAAGGGCCAGAUGUGGAUAUCAAAGGUCCCAAAUUGGAUAUUGAUGCACCUGAUGUAGACAUUGAAGGUCCUGAAGGAAAGUGGAAAGGUCCGAAGUUUAAGAUGCCUGAAAUGCAUAUCAAAGCUCCCAAAAUCUCCAUGCCAGAUUUUGACUUUAACUUGAAAGGACCCAAAGUGAAAGGAGAUGUGGAUGUCUCAGUACCGAGCUUGGAGGGUGAUCUGAAGGGCCCUGACCUCGACAUCAAAGGGCCCAAACUAGACGUUGAUGUUCCAGAUGUUGACCUAGAGGUUCCAGAAGGGAAGUUGAAAGGGCCCAGAUUUAAGAUGCCAGAUAUGCAUUUUAAGGCCCCUAAAUUCUCUCUGCCUGAUAUGAACUUGAAAGGCCCAAAGGUGAAAGGAGAUGUGGAUAUAUCUGUGCCAAAGAUUGAAGGUGAUUUGAAAGGUCCAGAAAUAGACAUUAAUGUUCCUCAGAUAGAUCCUCCUGACCUUGAUAUUAAAGGACCUGAAGGCAAAAUGAAAGGCCCUAAAUUUCAAAUGCCUGAUUUUAACAUCAAGGCCCCCAAAAUCACCAUGCCAGAUGUAGACUUCAACCUCAGAGGCCCUAAACUGAAAGGAGACGUUGAUCUAGAUGUAUCUGCUCCCAAAAUAGAUGCUGAUUUGAGGGGACCAGAUUUUGAUAUCAAGGGCCCUAAACUGGAUGUCUCUGUAGCUGAUGUGGAAUUGGAACGUCCUGAGGGAAAACUUAAAGGUCCUAAGAUCAAGAUGCCUGAAAUGCAUUUUAAAACUCCCCAAAUCUCCAUGCCAGAUUUUGACUUGAACUUGAAAGGUCCCAAAAUGAAAGGAGAUGUGGAUGUUUCUGUGCCUAAGUUGGAAGCUGACCUGAAGGCUCCCGACGUUGACAUCCGAGGUCCCAAACUAGACAUCGAUGUUGAAGGUCCUGAAGGAAGUUGGAAAGGUCCCAAAAUUAAGAUGCCUGAAAUGCAGAUGAAACCCCCCCAAAUCUCCAUGCCUGAUGUGCAGCUUGGUCUGAAAGGUGACUUCUCUGGACCAAAAUUUGGAGGCGAUUUGAAAGGUCCUGAAAUUGACAUUGCAGCUCCCACUGUUGAUAUCCAAGGUCCAGAUGGAAAAGUAAAAUUACCCAAGAUGAAGCUUCCUAAAUUUGGUAUCCCUGAGUUCAAGGGAGAAGGACCUCAGUUGGAUGUCAAUCUGCCUGAAGGAGCGUUGAAAGUAUCAGGUUCUGAUGUGAAAAUUGAAGCUCCAAGUUUGGACAUCAAAGGACCAGAAGGACAAUUGAAAGGCCCUAAGGUGAAGAUGCCUGAAAUGCAUUUCAAAACACCUCAGAUCUCCAUGCCAGAAAUUGAUUUAAAUCUGAAAGGUCACACGGUGAAAGGCGAUGCAGAUCUCUCCGUUCCAGGAAUGGCCAUCCAAGGACCAGGACUUGAAGCUAAAGGUCCAGAGAUUGACUUGGAAUGUCCUGAUGUGAAUAUUGAAGGGCCAGAGGGCAACGUUAAACUCUCCAAAUUUAAGAUGCCAAAGUUUGGAUUUGGAGCAAAGAGCCCCAAGGCUGAUGUGAAAUCUCCCACGUUGGACGUGUCCCUUCCAGAAGCUGAGCUGAAUGCUGAGUCACCCGACAUUGCUCUUUCUGCCAAAGGGAAGAAAAGCAAAUUCAAAAUGCCCAAAAUCCACAUGAGUGGACCUAAAGUCAAAGGCAAGAAGGCUGGUUUUGAUGUGAGUGGAGAAAUGGACGCCAAUGUGAAAUCACCGGAUUUGGAAGGAAGCCUCACAGUCCCAGAAGCAUCCCUGAAAGCAGAUGCCAACAUCAAAUCCCCCAAGGGAAAGAAACCAGUCUUUGGAAAACUCUCAUUUCCUGAUGUUGAGUUUGAUAUAAAAUCACCCAUGUUCAAGGCUGAUGCUUCUUUGCCCAAGGUGGAAGCAGAGGUCAAGAUGCCAGGAAUAGAUGUGACGUCACCCAGUCUGAAAUCACCAAGUCUUGAAGCUUCCAUUCCCAGUGGAAGCACAAGCAUCAACAUUGGAGGUCCUGAUAUUGGCCUUAAGGACCCCGAGUUCAAGCUCUCUGGUGGUCCCAAACUGGAAGGAGAUCUGAGAAUCCCCAGCGCUGAGGCCAAUCUUACCAUUCCUGACAUCAACCUGAAAGGUCCAUCAGUCAACUUACCCUCUGUGGAUGUUUCCGCACCUUCACUCUCUGCCCCUGGCGUCGAUGUUCACUUGAAAGGACCAAAGCUGAAAGGUGAUGUUGAUCUCCCAAGUGCUGAAAUCCAAGGCCCAGGAGGGAAGCUAAAAUUCCCCAAGUUCAGCUUGCCAAAAUUUGGGAAGCCGGGGGUGAACCUGGAGGGGCCCGAUGUAGACAUUCAAGGACAGAUGCCCUCUGCACACCUUGAUGUCUCUUCCCCACGAAUUGGAGGAGAGGCAAGCAUUCCUGAAAUUGAUGUGAACCUGAAAGGACCAAAGCUAGGAAAAGACCUGGGUCUUUCUGGUGAGAUUAAAGCUCCAAAGAUAGAUGUUGGCGUGCCAGAUGUUGGUGUCAGUGGAUUUGAAGGGAAGUUUCAGAUGCAAAAGUCUUCAGGUCUAGAUGUCAAUUUAACCGCUCCAGAUGUUGACAUGAAAGGGCCGACAGUUAAGAUGACUUCGGAAGGAGGCAUUUCUGGACCUGAGGUGGACAUCAAUCUGAAAGGACCAAAGAUCAAAGGAGAUCUCGGCAUUUCUGGUAGCAUGACAUCCCCCAAGGUGGAAGGCUUUGGAGGUGGAGUUAAACUUCCCUGCAUGAAACUUCCUCAGUUUGCCAUCGCUGGUGAAGGAGGGAGCAUUUCAGGACCACAGAUCAAAAGACCUGAAGUUGACUUUGAUUUGAACAUGAAAGGACCAAGUUUGCAAGGAGAUGCCCAGAUUGCCACUGACUUGAAAGGUCAACAUGUUGGACUGGAAAUGCCAGGCAUGAAGAUUUCUGGCCUGGACCUGGACACUGGGAUCCCUGAUAUCUGUCUGAGAGGACCUUCCCUCAAUGUCUCCGGUCCAAAGGUUUCUGGGCCAGACUUUGAGGUCAAUCUGAAAGGGCCCAAGGCCAAAACACCAGAGCCACACGUGGGUGCCAAAGGGACAAGGGAACUUCACUUCUCUGGACCAAAGAUAGGAGGUGAUCUCAGUGGUCCCAAAUUAAACAUCAAAGGUCCUUCUGUGGGGAUGGAUGCCCCACAUGCCCAUUUAGAAAGUUCAGCUGGAAAGGUGUCCUUCCCUAAAAUGAAAAUACCGAAAUUUGUGGUGGCAGGGCAGGAACCGGUGGGAAGGGAAGUUGGGGUCGAUGUUGAGUUUCCCCAACUGCCACAAGCAAGUCUCCACGUUGAGGCUGGGACGGUUGAACUGGAAGAACCUGACCUGAAAUUGAAAAAAUCUAAAAUCAAAAUGCCCAAGUUUGCGUUCUCCAGACCCAAAGCCAAGGGAAGCGUGGGCUCCCCGGAGGCCUCGGUGUCUGUGGCCGGAGGCGAAGGAGAGAUCAAAGCAACUUUAGGGUCCUUAGAAGCUGAGGUGGAACUAGGGGAAGCAGCCAGCUCACCCAAAGGAAAGUUCUCCUUCUUUAAGACCAAAAAAUCUCGGCACCGGUCAUCCUCGUUUAGUGACGAGCACUCCUCGCACUCCACCCCAACCGGUACCCUGGAGCACGAAAGAGACAAAGGCAAGCAUGCCAAGCUCAAAUUUGGCACUUUUGGGGGGAUAGGGUCAAAAAGCAAAGGGUCUUACGAGGUCACGGGAAGCGACGAGGAGGCAGGGAGAAUACAAGGCAGCGGGGCUUCCCUGGAGUCCAAAAAAUCUCGACUCUCCUCAUCUUCCAGUAAUGAAAGCGGGACGAAAGCUGGCUUCCGAGUGCCGGCGGUUGAGUUGACAGUGGCAAAAAAGAAAGAAUAGUCCAGAAGGCUCGUGUACAUAAUGCCCCUGUAUAUAAUGUCCCUCCCGCCCAAUUGCCCUCUCCUUCUCCCUCUGUAUAUUUAUAUUUUCCCCGGCUUCAAAUAUUUUGCAAUGAAACAGGUGAUCUACAGUGAAAUAGUAGGGUUUUCGAGCAAAGUGAUUACUGUUUUACUGUGAAUAGGGCAGGUUCCACUGAAAGACCGCUAUCUUCCAGAGAUCUAAAUCAACUAAAACUGAUACAGCAACGUCUGUGGUCAUCUACCCAUAGGGCUGGUGGCAAGCAGAUUAUAUGUCAUUGGCACAAUUUUCAUGGUGAGUUCACGAUGGAUCCUACCAGAAAUUUCCAACCCUUUGCUGGGGUCGUGAAUAUCCCCAAAUUCUUCCUAAGGUGCACAACCAAGAACACGCAUAUUUUUUAAAAAAAAAAAAACUUUAAAAAGCAGCCUUGAAACAAACUAUGGUGGCAUCAGUCAGCUGUAUCAGUUUGAGUUCAGUCAAUAUAAAAUUCUUCCAGAUAUACAGAUGAGCAACAGGCAAUAUUUUGCAGACGGAGAAGUGAUCAAUUUUGAAAAGCCUGAAUUAUGUGAUAUUUAAAGCUGUGCCAUAAGGAAGAUAGAUGUACAGUUUUUUGGGAGUAUUUUGGACGAUUUUAUUUUUAUGUUCAGGCAUAGGAUUGUGCUUUGUAUGCUAUAAGAGCUUUAUGUUUACCUAAGCAAGCUUUGAUUGAGAUAUAUUAUAUAUGUAUUUCAAUUCACUGAAUAUCUUCAGUGUUGAUCCAUGAAAAUGUGUUAAUUUUAACUAUUAGGGGUUUAUUUUUUUUUGCUUUUACCUGCAGGGGGCUAAAAUGUUUUAUCAUUUAAAAUUAUGGAUAUAUGAAAAAGAAACACUGCACAUAUACAGAGGCAAGUGAGAUGUGUCACAUUUGGGCCUUGGUUGCAACAAAAAUGACUUUUUAUUUGUUCGAUAAAACAAUUAAACCGACUCCAAUCAAAUAUCCACAUGUAAUUUAUUUGUUGUUCAAAAGAUGCAUUACUGUUGCAAAAUAAUUCAAGCCACAAUCCUUACGACAACAUCUUAGUUGUUUCUGUAUAUUUCUUAUUUUUGUAAAAGAAAGAAGUUCCCUUCUUUGAGGAACAUGUAUUUUUGUCAUUAAUUCCUCCCAACAGAUGCAAAUUGUUAUCUUUUGUCAUUAACUGUACCUUGAUUAUAAAACCAAACAAUACAAAGAAAACUAUUUUUCAGCACUUUAAUGGCAAAUUAAUUGAGAAUGUAUGGAAACUGAUCUUGUAAAAUGCAAAUAAACUGUUUAUUAACCUUUUAA
Protobothrops mucrosquamatus (brown spotted pit viper) is the source of this 17491-nucleotide messenger RNA. RefSeq names its product neuroblast differentiation-associated protein AHNAK. Gene Ontology annotation, cellular component: costamere; nucleus; cytoplasm. The record is from RefSeq and is a predicted model, not a curated record. Gene Ontology annotation, molecular function: protein binding. Gene Ontology annotation, biological process: regulation of RNA splicing. Lineage: Eukaryota; Metazoa; Chordata; Lepidosauria; Squamata; Viperidae.